CUACAACACAUGUAGGAUGACAUCAGUAGGUGUCAUUGAACGCGACUCAUCACCCAUCGCUUGCCGUAUUUGUGCGGUGGAAUCAUGUCGGAGCGGAAAGUGCUAAAUAAAUAUUAUCCACCAGAUUUUGAUCCAUCUAAAAUCCCAAAGUUAAAACUUCCUAAAGAUCGCCAGUAUGUGGUACGCCUCAUGGCUCCAUUCAAUAUGAGGUGUAAGACAUGUGGAGAGUAUAUAUAUAAGGGGAAAAAAUUCAAUGCCAGGAAAGAAACAGUGCAAAAUGAGCAGUACUUGGGGCUCCCUAUCUUCCGCUUCUAUAUUAAGUGUACACGCUGCUUAGCUGAAAUCACCUUUAAGACAGACCCAGAGAAUACAGACUAUACUAUGGAGCUUGGCGCUACACGCAACUUUCAAGCAGAAAAGCUUAUUGAAGAAGAAGAGAAGAGGUUUCAGAAGGAACGUGAAGAUGAAGAACUCAAUAAUCCUAUGAAGGUUCUAGAAAAUAGAACAAAGGACUCCAAAAUGGAGAUGGACGUACUGGAGAAUAUGCAGGAACUGAUUGAGCUGAACCAACGUCAGGCCAGUGUUGACUUUGAGUCCAUGUUGGGUCGUUACAAAGAGACAGAAGAAGAAAUCAAGAGGAGACAGGAAGAUGAAGAUGAGAAAGAGAUGAGGGCAAUGCUGGCUGAAAAAAGGAGGAUACUAGUUGUAGACUCUGACUCUGAUGAAGAGUUUACCUCGGCUACACCUACACAACUGGCAAACAUCAACCCAACUGAAAUCCUAACUGAGAUCUCGAACACCAAGAAGAAGCAUUGUGGUGAAUUACCCGAGAGCAAUAACCAGAAACCUAACCGUCGUCAGCUACUUUCAGGCCUUGUAAGAAAGCAGCAGAAGGUUGCAGUAACUGGCACACAUACUGUGACUCCUACCAAUAAUACAGAUGCAGAAAAGGCUGCUACUCAUGUUACAGAUACAGCGGACCAAUGUGAAACAAUAUUGCAAAGCACAGGUAGCACAAGUCACACUCCAUCAGCCACACCAACUAUUGGAGCAUCUGCCCUGUCCUUGCUCGGUACUUACUCGGACAGUGAGUAAAGACGACUUUGACAAAGAAAAGAGUGGGAAUCCUCUCUACCAACUUUUACCUUUCGUUUGUUGUUAUAGCAGAGCCACUCCCAGAAAUGAUCAACUGUUCUUUUUCCCCUGUAUGCUUAAGACAGUAAAUGUUUACUUUUAUAUUGUUUUUUAUAUUCAGAAUUACAUUACAUUAUAUUAUAUCUUAAAGGUUUAUAAUUUUUUUUUUUUUACAUAACAUUAUUUGAAAAGAACGGUCCGCCAGGGGCAUCUAAUGCACACAAGGCCAUACAUGUGACGUCUUUGUAGACAAGUAGUCAAUACAUAACUUAAACCACACUUUACAGUAUGUACAUUCUUUUUACUACUCCUGAAAAAUAGAUGAAUCACAGAAACAUUUGCAGAAAUUUGCUUUUACUUUGUCUGAUGUAUAAUAAAGGUUGCCCACGUGGUAAAAGACUUA
Messenger RNA from Pseudophryne corroboree (corroboree frog), 1537 nucleotides. RefSeq names its product YJU2 splicing factor homolog (gene YJU2). Gene Ontology annotation, biological process: mRNA splicing, via spliceosome. Bases 85 to 1095 code for a protein of 336 amino acids. The record is from RefSeq and is a predicted model, not a curated record. Gene Ontology annotation, cellular component: U2-type catalytic step 1 spliceosome. NCBI's taxonomy places the organism in Eukaryota, Metazoa, Chordata, Amphibia, Anura, Myobatrachidae. The transcript is spliced from 8 exons.